AUGCCUAAAAGAACAUCAACGUCAAGAACAGCAUCGCCCGCACCGGCACCUGGAUUCGCCCAAUUUACUAAACAUACUACCGGCUAUGGUCAACGCAUGCUGCAGAAAAUGGGUUGGAACGUCGGUAAAGGUUUGGGUUCCAAAGGGGAAGGUAUUGUGAACCCGGUCGAAACCAAGCAGCGUCCUGCACGUAUGGGUAUGGGUUUCAGGGGAUUCGACGAACGCACAUCGCAAGCUAAACAAGAAGCGCGUGAAAGAGGAGAGGUCAGUUCGUCAGAAGAAGAGUCUGAAGAAGUAGCAGAGGAGGAAACGAAGAAAAAAGGAGCCAAACGAGGGGCAUGGAAGCGAACUGGACCGGCAGCACCAAGGAAGCCAAAGGUGGUUUACAAGACGGCUACAGAUAUUCUAGCAGAAACGGCGGCCGAAACCGGGGUGCAGACACAACAAAAGGUCAUCGAUAUGACAGGUCCCAGUAUACGCGAGAUUUCACUAUCGGAAAUCAAGCGAACCGAUUCACCCACUUUAAUGGAGACAACCACACGAUUACCAGAAUUACGGCAUAACCUUCGAUUACUGGUCGAUCUAUCGCGAGGCGCUUUGGAGAACUUGUCGAGAGAAAAACAACAAUCGGUUUACCGCAUGGACGCACUCAAGGCUGACUUGCUAUUAAUCGAAAAACGGCAACAGGAAGUCGAGACGAAACAGCGGAAAAUAGAGGAAGUGGUACAGAUUGCACAUCAAUUGGAACUCGCUUCCAAAAAUGCAUUGGCAUCCAAGUCGUUCGAGACAAGCAGCAUCUCCGAGUUGUUCGGUCAUCUUUUCGAUCCUCUGCUGACGAAAUACGUGGAUGAAGUGAAGAGCUUGGGGUUGGAUUCACUCGUAGUGGCAGUGUGGGCGCAAGUCAUGAAGUUCCAAUCGAUUCAUUGGAACGUUCUUCAGCAACCUACAUGGGGUUUGGAUGAUAUUACUCGCUGGCGACCCUUACUCCGAAGUAACGACGAUCAGUUAAUGAUGACCGACGCUGGGUGGGCUCGUUCUCGCCCGAGAAGACGGAAAGACCUGCUUGUCAUGACUCCUUAUGAAGCCAUGAUGAAUACCAUUUGGCUCACUCGAGUACGAAGUGCGAUAAAUAAUGACUGGAGCGUGCGGGAUCCGGAUCCUUUAAUUCAACUGAUGGAAGCGUGGAAGCCACCCAUUUUGCCGCAAUUCGUAUUCGAAAACAUCAUCAAUCAAUUGAUUUUACCUAAAUUAAACAAUGCGGUAUCUGCUUGGGAUCCUCGCAACGACCCCGUUAUGAUUCAUACGUGGAUCCAUCCCUGGUUGCCGUCACUGCAAGCCUGGCGUCUUGCUGAUAUAUUCGUUAGCAUACGACAAAAGCUCUCGGUCAUUCUACGUCAAUGGCACCCUUCGGACGAAUCCGCUUUACAUAUCAUCACACCAUGGAAAGAAGUAUGGACGCCCGCGCAAAUGGAGUCCUUCCUUGUGAAAUCUGUCCUACCCAAACUCACUCAGGUGCUCCGCGGAGAAUUCGUGGUUAACCCGCGAGAUCAACAGCUGGAACCAUUGAUCUGGUGCCUUGCUUGGAAAGAUCUGCUGUCCGAAACACUGAUGGGUCAAUUAUUGGAAAAUGAAUUCUUUAGCAAGUGGCUCGAUGUGCUAUUCAAAUGGUUAACAUUGGAUCGGAGCCAUGUGAACUACGAUGAAGUCAAGCAAUGGUACUUGUGGUGGAAGGAAGUGUUUGAUACCUACGGAUUGGGCAACAACAAGCUCGUUACACAAUCCUUCCGUAAAGGUCUCGACAUGAUGUUUGCAGCAGCAAAUGGCCAGCCUGUAACACGCGCGUAA
This is a messenger RNA of Radiomyces spectabilis, 1845 nucleotides long. Its product is annotated as GC-rich sequence DNA-binding factor-like protein-domain-containing protein. Gene Ontology annotation, biological process: spliceosomal complex disassembly. Gene Ontology annotation, cellular component: U2-type post-mRNA release spliceosomal complex. Gene Ontology annotation, molecular function: nucleic acid binding. The transcript has 2 exons. NCBI's taxonomy places the organism in Eukaryota, Fungi, Mucoromycota, Mucoromycetes, Mucorales, Radiomycetaceae. The record is from RefSeq and is a predicted model, not a curated record. Bases 1 to 1845 code for a protein of 614 amino acids.